Molecule: messenger RNA, 5558 nt
Organism: Procambarus clarkii (red swamp crayfish)
Lineage: Eukaryota; Metazoa; Arthropoda; Malacostraca; Decapoda; Cambaridae
Source: RefSeq, a predicted model, not a curated record
UCUCCCGUGUAGUCAAGAAGCGCUAAACCAAUUAAAUGUUGAUUAAGUACCUCAUAUCAAAAUUCAAUUGAAGCUCGGACAGUUAGUAAUUAUUAUAGAAAACGCCUAUCCAGUAAGCGCCCUAAAUGUCUGCGCUCUAAAGCAAGAUAACAUUUAAAAAAGAGAUAUCCUCGUAACUCACCACGAGAGGGAGGUAGUUAUUAUAAUCAAAACAACAAAGAGUAGUCACUGUCACUCUUCGCCUCUCGUCCCCGGCCUCUAGUACCACCACUUGGUUGGACCAGAGUGUCCUGGCCAAAGAUGUUGCCUCUGUUGCCUCUCCUCCUCUGGUCGCUCUGGACGACGUCCUCUCACGCAGCCUGCUCGGCAACGACAGGUACGAAGCCCGGGGAGUGUGUGGAAGCCUGUGUGACGACGACCAGCGGGUUGCCAACAUGCAGAACUAGUGAGAGUAAACAGGGGUGGAGAGGAUACUGUAAUGCCGACUGCACAUCCGAUUUCUGUGAUGCUCUGUGUCAAGCUCGCAUUGAAUCGCUUGCCGGAGACGCUGGAACAACACUGGUGCACGCUACCACUACAGCUUUAGCAGAAAUACAUCAGUCUACAACUACAAGUGUUAUACCUCAAGCUACAACUACAACAGCGUCCCAACAAGCUGAAACUACAACAGUGACACAUCAAGACGCACCUACAACAGCGCCCCAACAAGCUAAGACUACAACAGUGACACAUCAAGACGCACCUACAACAGCGCCCCAACAAGCUAAGACUACAACAGUGACACAUCAAGACGCACCUACAACAGCGCCCCAACAAGCUAAGAUUACAACAGUGACACAUCAAGACGCAUCUACAACAGCGCCCCAACAAGCUAAAAAUACAACAGUGACACAUCAAGACGCACCUACAACAGCGACCCAACAAGCUAAAACUACAACACAACAAGACGCAUCUACAACAGCGCCGCCUCAUAUAACUACAAAUCUGCCACGAGAAACUACAGCUCUAGCCGAGAGUUCGCCGGCGACAACUACAACAACGGUUGUGAAUUCAAUAACAACCACGGCGACUACUGUUGUAAAUACCCCAACAGGAAUAACCGUCGUAUCACCGGACACAACAGCCACUUCAACAGUAGCCGCAGAAACAACAGAAGCCGUAACAACAGCAUCAGUUAGCGGAGCAUCAUCCACGACGCAAGUCACUGGUAGGUUGUUCGAGAUUAAUUAAGUAAUUAUUGAUUUCAGAGACGCUAAUUUGUGUUGGAAGGGGGGGGGGGAUUAUCAGGCGAAAGCACCAAGUCAUUACGACUAUAUAGCACUGGGAAGGGAUCAGGAUAAGGAUUUGGGAUUGGACGGUGGGGGAAUGGAACGGUGCCUAACCACUUAGACGGUCGGGGAUUGAACGCCGACCUGCAUGAAGUGAGACCGUCGCUCUACCGUCCAUCCCAUGUGAUGUUAUAGGGAAUAAAAACAGAUUUGUGUCAUUUGAACAGAAAAUUUGUAGUUAACGAAGAUUAAUAGGAACAGAGGAGAGUACACACAGAGAUCACACUAACGCGAUGUAUCAAAUGAACACAUCCACAAGGGCCGUGACGAGGAUUCGAACCUGUCUGGGAUGCUCUUGGACGCAGAUUCGAAUCCUCGUCACGGCCCUUGUGGAUUUGUUCAGAGGAUAGUAUUUGAGUUCAGGAAGAAUCUUUUAAGUUCUCGCAUAUUAUCUGAAAUUCAGAUAUAUUAUCUGUGAUAUAAUAAAAAUGUUCCUGUUUAAAAGAAAUUGUCCACAAUUCAGGCAGAGUAUUAAUUAGCGAGGUAAAUUCUUCGUGAUUCAUUAACGUUAUCCCGACUUCAGGUGAGGUUAUUCGUAAACCAGGCAAUUUAUUCAUCAUUCACCGAAACAAUAAGUGCUUUAUGCGUAUUAUCUGGGAAUCAGAUAACGUAGCUGUCAUUCUGAAAGAAUGUUUCGUGAUCCAAUCAUAUGCCACACAGGAAACAGCCAUGUGAUUCACAGAAUACUGCGUGUGCUACAAACAAUUUACGAUUCAAUGUAAAUUCUCACUGAUCAUGCUCAAUUGAUGAUAAGGAAUGACCCGAAUAUUUAUGGGUGAUUCAGGCUCGCUGGCUAUGAACCAGGCAUGAUAUAUUUAUCCAUAACAUACCUAACUAGUAUGAUUAUAGAUGAGUCACAAUAACGUUGCUCAAUCAGACUCAGCUACCUACAGUGAGACGGAAGGUAGUUGAGUUGGUGAAGAGAGACUGAAGGAACAAAACCUGACGACCCUAGAAAAUAGGAGAGAGAUGCGAUACAUGAUAUAGCCGUAUUAAACACAUCGGGGGACUGACAGAGUGAAAAAAAUAGGAAAUGUUCACUAUGAAUACCAAUAGUACGACAUGGAUGGAAGUUUGAGACUCAGAUGAGUCAAAGAAAUAUUAGAAAGUUUUCGUUUAGCGUAAUAGUGGGAAAAUAAACCGAACUAAAGGAGCAGGAAGGAAACUCCAUUCAAAAAGUAGAUGGGAUAAGGAAACAGGUCAGGGAGUCAUUGUAUUAGACAACCGGCAAAUGGAAAGGUGGGGUCCAGGAGCUAAUGUUCGAUCCUGCCGGCACAAAAUCUGUGACUACACACACACACACACACAGCUUAGCAAACGUCACUGUUUAAUAAAUAGCAAAUUAGGAGAUAGAACAAUUGACAUGACUAACAUCUUGUUAAAUUCUUCUUUAUUUUAAAAUUAAAAUUUAUGACGUUACGAUUAUUUCUCGUAUUCAUCCUCAGAUCUAAAAAUUUAAAAUUAACCAGCAAUACAAGGACGCAAACUUGAGAGACAUACAUAUUAAUAAGAUAAAUACAAAUAAUCCAUUUUACAAAAAGAUAAAACAAAAGACAAUUCAACUUACCUUAAAAGAUAGAAGCAUAUGUGAUCUAAAAAUGAUACCCGCAACUACUUCGAAAUUAUAAUUUCAAAUAUUAAAAAUCUUAUACAAAGCAAAACUAUUUAAUACAAAUUUUAGAUUAGGAUUUAAAAAUCUUGUAAGAAGCUUAAAUAUUACAUAAUACCGAGCAUCAAUUUAUAUACUGCAUUGCCUAAUUAAACAAAUAUAACUAUGAAACAAUCCGUCACUGAAAAUGAGUACCAAAAGUCACAAAUUAGGGGGAAACUAAAGCGUAUACAUCACAAAAUCUACAUAACGUACCAACGAAAGGUUUACUGUGAUUUACCAGCAUACAAUUGAGCAGCUGAACCAGCAUUAUUUAGCACAGAGACCGUUGCUGCCUGAUAUAUAAAGAUUCCAUUAUUGUAAAAUCCAACAGGUCAUUCGUGCAUGUGUUCAAGAUUUUAAAAUGUGAAUCAUGCAAAGAAGGAUUCAUCUCGUUUCAAAGAUUUCUAAUCUCUGAAAAUGCUGGCAUAAGUAGUGGUAAGCCAUGAACGAUAUUCCCAUGUGCUCCAGUAUCCUAAUCUGAAAGUUCCCAAUGGACCUUCCAACGUAUCCAUCAUUACAAUGUUGUAAUCAUUAACAUUUAUACAGACAUACGAUACCAGAACACAGGGAAGUAGGCACCCUAUCCAUAAAUUUAAAAUAGGAACCCAUUGUAUCAAUAUUCACGAAAAUAAAUUCAAAAUCAAAUUUUAGGAAAUGUUGUAAAAGGGGUUUCAGUCGAUACACAGAGAAAUUACACUAACGUGACGUACUAUCAGUGAGAAAAUCCGUAAAGAGCCGGUCACCUCUCUUAACCAUGUAAUAAGUAAAAUUAGGACAAUGCAGUUUUUUUUAAUUAAAGAGGCUUCUGUAACCUGGAUAUUCUGGGCUGUUAUUAUCACUGCUAAUUACUAUGUUUCAGCGUGUCUAGUGUGCCAACCAGUUGAUCAAGCUUUAUUUUACAGAAGGUUAGCUGUCGAGGACGCCAUCGUCUGUUUUUACAUUAUAAUUAUAUAAUAUACUAAGGUAGACGAUCAACUGCCUUAGAAGGGAGUCUUAUUUAUGACUUAAUCUCCUCCUUUUCCCAAUCAAUCACUUCCUUCGCCCACUUGCUUAGUCUUUCGUUUAUUGGUUUUUAUUUAAUCCCUAAUAUCAUACUCUCUGAUCCUUAACCUCCUCCCUUUGUAGUAAACACCGUUCGUGUACACGAAUGAUAUAGUUAGUAUUCCAAUAGUAUGCCCUACAAUACCUGUGGGCUUCUUUUGAUAUUUGCCACUAAUAUUAUUUUAGUAUGCUUCUUGUAUUUAUAUUACCAUGAUGCCUCAAGCUUAUUCCUAGCAUAAUUUGAUUUGCGUCCACUUACCUCUAUGCACCUGUUAUACCAUCAGGGCGCCCUUGGAAUAUUUGUUUUGCUCUCGAGUAUAUUUCCGAGAGAGUCCUCGUAUAUUGCAGACCAUUAUUUACUUUCCUAUUGCAUGGAAUCAACUUUGGGAAUUUAUCUUAUAAGCCUCAAACAUUUUCUUAAGUUUUAAAUAGUUCCCCUAUGUCUUUAAUUAUUCUUCCAUAUCCCCACUUUCUGUUAUGUUACUUGUCACAUAUCUUUAGUACCUGAGUGAAUGUCUGUCUUGUAUACAUGUUUCCGAGUGAAUGUCUGUUUUCUAUACAAGUUCCCGAGUGAAUGUCUGUUUUCUAUACAUGUUUUUGAGUGAAUGUCUGUUUUCUAUAUAUGUUCCCAAGUGAAUGUCUGUUGUCUAUACAUGUUUUCGAGUGAAUGUCUGUUUUCUAUACAUGUUUCCGAGUAAAUUUAUUUUCUAUAUGUCCCCAAGUGAAUGUCUGUUUUAUAUACAUAUUCCAAGUGAAUGUCUGUUUUCUAUACAUGUUCCCGAGUGAAUAUCCGUUUUUCUAUAAAUGUUCCCAAGUAUUUAAUGUCUCACAUUCGUGAAUGUCUUAUCCAUGGUUUCCGAGUGAAUGUCUGUCUUGUAUACAAAGACAAAAAUGUUCACUAUUGCAUGUUGUUGUUAAAGAUUCGCUACCUGGAACAAGAAGUUCCAAGUAGCACGGGCUAUGGUGAGCCCGUAGUGCCUUGAGAAGUCACACUAAUGUAUGUUUGUCUCUCACUAGUAGUUCCCGAGUGCAUGUCUUGGUGUAUACAAGUUGUAUACAAGUGGUUAUAAAGGUAAGAAUUUAUUAAGAUAUUUUCAUUAUGACUCUUUGUGCUGGGUUUUAUGAGAUUUUAUAUGUAUCUUAAUGUUAUUUGAAAAAUAAUUUAUAAUAUUUGCAAUUUAAAUUGAGAUUUUUUAUAUAAAUUGUAAUUUGGUUCGUAAUGUAAUCAUUAACAUAAAUAAUAAUUACAGUUGUAUUGUUAUUUUUAAUGGUACAUGUGAGACGACUUGUAAUGUGCUGACAGUAUAUAUGUAUUGUAAACUUAUUGGCAUUAGAGAUUGUUUUAAAUUAAAUUUAAUUACAUUUAAUUGUUUCAAACACUAUGAUGUAUAUUAUUAUUAUUAUUAUUAAAAAACGGAAUAUUGUAUUAUCUUUAAGUAUUAUUAACCUGAAUUAACCUUAUCUUAUUGCUUAAUACUAGAAGGGGGUAAGAGAUCUCCAAGUUAACGUUUGUCUCUUCCCCUUUUAUUCCUCCUUUC